Molecule: messenger RNA, 723 nt
Organism: Laetiporus sulphureus 93-53
Lineage: Eukaryota; Fungi; Basidiomycota; Agaricomycetes; Polyporales; Laetiporaceae
Exons: 4
Coding region: 1-723 (240 amino acids)
Source: RefSeq, a predicted model, not a curated record
AUGACGCCUUCGCACAGAGAUGUCGCCACUCGACUGGGCUGUAACCCCGUCUCGUCGCCUGCAUCCGACAUGCGGCCUUCCCUGCUGUCUCUUGCCGCUGCGGCCGCCUGUGUGCUCCCCAUAUACGCGCAGUUGAUCACCACUACCGACGAGUAUGGCUACACCGUCGUCGAAUUGAUCACGCUCGAUCCAUUAGGCCUAGUCACGACAUCCAUAGAGUCGACUAUUCUCGCGGGCGCGUUAACGGAUACGGCCACAGACACAGACACGGAGCUCACUACGGCUCUUACAACAACGGCGAGGACUACCGCGCCGACGACGACUACCACACCGCUGACGACGACGACGCCUGUUGCAAUCCCGACGACAACGACGACUACGCCCGCAGUGGUCGUUGGGGCACCAACAUCAACCGAAGCCGGUCUCACCACCUAUUAUUAUACCACCACGGACGCAGCAGGCGCAACUGAAGUCAUCCUCGCGACCUUCACCCCCACCUUCGCACCGACUACCAUUCCCGCCGCGCCUUCCCACACAGGCACUAUCCUCGACUACAGCCAAUGGCUUAGCCUAAUUGGCGCUUCCUCUUCAGCUACCGUAUCAGGGGGUUCGGAACUCUCAUCUAGUAGCGGUGCGAGCCCAAGAUGGUCCACGCAGCGCGGAUGGAUGGGCGUGGGUACGGUGACCGGGCUGCUGGGCGGAAUGUGGCUUCUCCUGGUGUGA